Cucumis melo (muskmelon) is the source of this 2315-nucleotide messenger RNA. RefSeq names its product 3-hydroxy-3-methylglutaryl-coenzyme A reductase 1-like. Lineage: Eukaryota; Viridiplantae; Streptophyta; Magnoliopsida; Cucurbitales; Cucurbitaceae. Bases 127 to 1920 code for a protein of 597 amino acids. The transcript has 3 exons. Gene Ontology annotation, molecular function: protein binding; hydroxymethylglutaryl-CoA reductase (NADPH) activity. The record is from RefSeq and is a predicted model, not a curated record. Gene Ontology annotation, biological process: coenzyme A metabolic process; isoprenoid biosynthetic process; sterol biosynthetic process. Gene Ontology annotation, cellular component: peroxisomal membrane; endoplasmic reticulum membrane.
UUUCUAAACCAUUUCCCCUGUUUGGAAGGAGAAAAGCAAAAGAAGCCUUCGUUUCAUUAUAAAACUCCCUUCGCCUCCCGAUCCGGCGCCGGCGUUUUCCAUUUUCUCUUUUUCUCUUCCUUAACAAUGGACGCCCGCCGCCGCCGGUCCUCUACCCUCGUCAAGAAACUCCCCUCCGACGAACCACCGGUAAAAUCCAUGGAUAAAAAUCCUCUCAAGGUUAAGAUGGUGGAACGACAACAUGUUCACGAUGAUGCCGUUAAGGCGUCUGAUGUUUUGCCUCUUCCCAUUUACCUCACCAAUGCCGCUUUCUUCACUCUCUUCUUCUCUGUUGUUUACUUUCUUCUUACGCGGUGGCGUGAGAAGAUCCGUUCAUCCACUCCUCUCCAUGUCGUUACGCUUUCCGAAAUGGUCGCCAUUUCUGCGUUUAUCGCUUCCUUCAUUUACCUUCUUGGAUUCUUCGGUAUCGACUUUGUUCAGUCGAUUUUCCGCCCUUCCCAUGAUGUAUGGACCUCUGAGGAUGAUGAGGUCGUAAUGAUUAAGGAAGAUACUCGGAAGGUUCCGUGCGGUGCUGGAAUCGAUUGUUCGAUUCCGAUUUUGGCACCUCCUAUGCCGUCGGUACCAAAAGUCGUUGAUCCGCUCCCUGUUAGCAUCGAUUUGACGGAGGAAGAUGAAGAUAUUGUUAAAUCUGUUGUCGAUGGAACUACGCCGUCGUAUUCGCUCGAAUCGAAGCUUGGCGAUUGUGGACGAGCGGCAGCGAUCCGUCGCGAGGCCUUGCAGAGAGUUACCGGGAAAUCUCUCUCGGGGCUUCCGUUGGAAGGAUUCGACUACGCUUCGAUAUUAGGGCAGUGCUGCGAGAUGCCUAUCGGGUAUGUACAGAUUCCGGUGGGAAUCGCCGGGCCAUUGCUAUUAGACGGCAAGGAAUAUUCUGUACCAAUGGCUACAACCGAAGGUUGUUUGGUUGCGAGUACAAAUAGAGGUUGUAAAGCGAUUAUGAUGUCCGGUGGAGCAAACAGCGUAUUGUUGAGAGAUGCAAUGACAAGAGCGCCGGUUAUGAGAUUCGCUACAGCGAAAAGAGCAGCGGAGUUGAAGUUCUACGUCGAAGAUCCGGCGAAUUUUGAUACAUUAGCCUCCGUCUUCAACAAGUCUAGUAGAUUUGGAAGGUUACAAAGUAUCAAAUGCGCCAUUGCUGGUAAGAAUCUCUACAUGAGAUUCUCUUGCAGUACGGGUGAUGCUAUGGGGAUGAACAUGGUAUCAAAAGGCGUUCAAAAUGUUUUGGACUUUCUCCAGAAUGAUUUCCCUGACAUGGAUGUAAUUGGCAUAUCUGGAAACUACUGUUCAGACAAGAAGCCAGCUGCUGUGAACUGGAUCGAAGGGCGUGGUAAAUCAGUGGUUUGUGAGGUUACAGUCAAAGGCGAUGUGGUGAGGAAGGUUCUCAAAACCGAUGUCCAAGCUUUAGUUGAGCUUAACAUGCUCAAGAAUCUAACUGGUUCUGCCAUGGCUGGAGCUCUUGGUGGUUUCAACGCUCACGCGAGUAACAUAGUCUCAGCCAUCUAUAUAGCAACAGGGCAAGAUCCAGCACAAAACGUGGAGAGUUCACACUGUAUUACAAUGAUGGAAGCUGUGAAUGAUGGGCAAGAUCUUCAUGUCUCCGUCACCAUGCCUUCCAUAGAGGUGGGUACAGUUGGAGGAGGGACCCAGCUUGCUUCUCAAUCUGCUUGUUUGAAUUUACUUGGAGUUAAAGGGGCAAACAGAGAAGCUCCUGGAUCUAACUCAAGGCUGCUAGCCACCAUUGUAGCUGCUUCAGUUCUUGCAGGAGAGCUAUCUCUAAUGUCUGCUAUUUCAGCAGGACAUCUUGUGAGGAGUCAUAUGAAAUACAAUAGAUCCAGUAGAGAUGUCACUAAAGCUUCCUCCUCUUAAGAAAAAAAGAAAAAAGAAAAAAAAAAUCCCCCAUCAUCAUCAUAAUCGAUCUUCAUCUUCUUCUUCUUCUUGUUGUUCAUGAAGAUGAAAAUUUGCACAAAAGCAGCAGGCGGUGACUUUUGAAUCAAUGGAUUUUGAACAUAAAACACAACUCUCCCACAUGUAACUUUGGGAAUGACCAUAAAAACCCAGUCAACCAUAGAACAAAAAAAGGUUCAAACCCUUUGUGUAUUUUUAGUUUUUUUUUUUUUUUUUUUAAUCUUUCUCUGAAUUAUAUAUAUAUAUAUAGCUUUUGUUUUUCUUGAUGAUCUUCUUCUUCAAUUCAAAAGUUCAACAAACCUCAUGUAACUGAAAUUAUGUAAUUGUGUGAUGUGAUGACGAAGUUUUUUCUUCUU